This is a messenger RNA of Notothenia coriiceps (black rockcod), 1059 nucleotides long. Its product is annotated as calcium homeostasis modulator protein 1-like. The coding region runs from base 1 to 1059 and encodes 352 amino acids. The record is from RefSeq and is a predicted model, not a curated record. Gene Ontology annotation, molecular function: monoatomic cation channel activity. The transcript has 2 exons. NCBI's taxonomy places the organism in Eukaryota, Metazoa, Chordata, Actinopteri, Perciformes, Nototheniidae. Gene Ontology annotation, cellular component: plasma membrane.
AUGGAUAAGUUUCGUAUGAUGUUCCAGUUCCUCCAAGCCAACCAGGAAUCCUUUAUGAAUGGGAUCUGCGGUAUCAUGGCACUUGCCAGUGCCCAGAUGUACUCGGUCUUCGAGUUCAGCUGCCCCUGUAUGCCAGAAUACAACUACACCUAUGGGAUCGGACUGCUCAUCAUCCCACCCAUAUGGUUCUUUCUUCUAGGGUUUGUGUUGAACAAUAAUGUGUCAGUGCUCGCGGAGGAAUGGAAAAGACCAAUAGGGAAACGGCACAAGGAUCCAACGAUCCUUCGCUAUAUGUUUUCCUCAAUCGCACAGAGAUCCUUGAUAGCACCUGCAGUGUGGGUCUCCGUCAGCCUCAUGGAUGGGAAAAGCUUCCUCUGUGCUUUCAGCAUCAACUUGGACAUUGAAAAGUUUGGGAAUUACAGUGUCAUGAACGGGUUGACAGAAACAGAUAAACUCAAACUCCUGGCCAGGAUUCCAUGCGAAAAGUUAUUUGAGCACCAUGAAAUACGAGAGGCAGCCUCGCGAUACAUCAAGUGUAUAUCACAGGCAUGUGGAUGGAUGUUUCUGCUAAUGAUUACCUUAACGGCCUUCCUGAUCCGAGCUAUUCGUCCAUGCUUUUCUCAAGCUGCCUUCCUCAAGACCAAGUACUGGUCCCAUUACAUCGACGUUGAGCGCAAGAUGUUUGACGAGGCUUGCAAGGACCACGCCAAGAGUUUCGCCAAGGUUUGCAUUCACCAGUACUUUGAGAACAUCAGCGGGGAGAUUCAAACCCUCCACCACCAUCGCACCACCGGCAAGGACGACAGCGACGACGGAGAGGAGGAUAAGAGGAGUGACGAAGAAAAACUUAUGGGUAUCAGAGCGCAGGAUGACAUGAAUAAGGUUUUAUGGAACUGGCACACCUGUAAGCCAGCUCUGGCUCUGAGAAAGGAACAAAUGGAGGGUGAAAACAAUGGCAAACUGAAUGGGAACGCCAAGGGAGCUGCCAAUGGAUUAGUAAAUGGACACACCCAUGAAGUGGCGAAAAAGGAAUGGGCGGUUUAUUACAGUAAGGUCUGA